AUGAAGUUAAUUUGCUCGAUCGUUGAGAAAAAUAUGCCCGAAAAUCGAUACGAAGAGAAAGCGGGCACAUUGAAACCAAGAAACACAUUUGCGACUGGGGGUUGUUGGGAAAAUAAAGUUAGACGGGGACAAAAGGUUGGAAAAAAAUUCCAAAAGAUCGGAAAAAAGUGAAAAAAGGUCGGAAAAAAACAAAAAGUCAGAAAACAGGUAUUUUAGCAGUUUUUCCGACCUUUUGGCAUUUUUUUUCCAACCUUUUGGACUUUUUUCCGACCUUUUGUCACUUUUUUCCGACCUUUUGGCUUUCCAACUUUUUGUCACGGACUCCACAUAUUGAGUCAACAAUCCAUUUUUGCAGUUGUGCCCACGACCGCCUCGUGGAUGCUCACCGUCCGCUCUACGAAAGAGGCGCCCCGCCAACCAGUGAGCUCCUCGAUAAAACCGGUCAGUGCUCCCACUGUAUUCCCAACAAAAAUCGUCAAUUUCCCUGCAGAGUUCACCGGCGAAAAGUCGGUGUCGAUCGAAAUGUCAGAGUACGAAGGCGCUCCUCGCUUUCUGAGCGUCGACUUUUACGGCGAUCGCCGCACGAGCAUCGACGAGGAGUAUCCGGGCGAAUGGAAGCUGAAGUUCGAGGUUCGGGUGGUGCUCCCGGAGGAGGUGAAACUGAUUUCCGAGGAUCGGGUCGAAGGAUUCUGGGCGGAAGGGGAGGAGGAGUUGACGGAUGUGGAGGAUGAUUCGGAGGAAGAGGAGGAAAAGGAAGAAGAGGAGGAAAAGAGAGAUGAUCUGAAGCGGAAGGCGGAGGAAGAAGUCGCCGAAGGACCGUCGUCGGCCAAAGAGCCGCGAACGGACGUGCCGCCGACUCAGCAGUUCCGGAGAGCCCGUCACGGAUGCCGCAAGUCGACCGGCGGCAACUUCUUCUGGAGCAUCGACGAGAACGGAGUGAUGCGCACGAGCUCCAAGUUCAAUCUCAAUGUCACUCUUCCCGACGAUUUCUAUCAAAAUCGCCCGCAGCUGAGACAUUAA
This is a messenger RNA of Caenorhabditis sp. 36 PRJEB53466, 1020 nucleotides long. The record is from the annotation of a GenBank genome assembly. Lineage: Eukaryota; Metazoa; Nematoda; Chromadorea; Rhabditida; Rhabditidae.